ACCUAUUACAUUGCGCUGGAAUGGGAUAUGUAAUUCUGAUGCCAUGUCCAUUAAGUGCUUCGAUUGUCGUCUUUACUGGCAGAGUCAGUGAGUCAAGGAAUGUCACAGAAGUGAAAAACAAGUCGUUGUAAUUGUGUUUAUUUACGUUUAUUACUGCUCUACACCACACGCCCCCUUAUGACAACUGAUCUGGGAGAUGAUAUAGACUACAUAAAGCUCCGCCGUGUCGUAGCCAUAUGAAGCGUCAAGGAUGAAUCUGUGCGAUAAGGUGGCUCUAGUAACCGGUGCAGCGCAAGGUAUCGGUAGAGCCGUGGUGGAGAGCCUACUGAAGAAUGGAGCAAAGGUUGCACUUGUUGAUUUGAAUCAAACUGUCGGGGAAGCCUGCAAGAAGGAUUUAGAUGGAAAGUUUGGAGAUGGUAACUGCAUUUUCAUUCAGUGUGACGUGACGGACAAAUCGAAACUUCAAGAUGCGUUUCAAAGUACGGUCGACAGGUUUGGAAGACUGGAUAUUGUGAUAAACAAUGCAGGCAUCACCAAUGAGAAUAACUGGGAGAAAACCAUUGAAGUCAAUCUGACUUCAGUCAUUCAGGGUACUUACCUGGGCCUGGAGCAUAUGAGUAAAGAGUUCGGGAAAAAAGGGGGCGUUAUCGUCAAUGUCUCGUCUAUGGCAGCUUUCCUUCAUUCUCCCCAUCAGCCGGUGUACACAGCCACGAAGUACGGGGUGAUUGGCUUCUCCAGAGCGAUCGCAGACGCGGCGGAGGUGGAGAACAACGGUGUGCGGAUCAACACGAUGUGCCCCGCCUUCGUGGACACCCCGCUGCUGCGCUCCGUGGAACACGAGGACAACAUGGGCAAAUUCGUCAAGUUCAAGGACGACUUCAAGCAGAGCAUGCUCAAGUUCGGGGUGCUCGAGCCGGAACGGAUAGCGGAGGGAAUGUUGCGCCUGAUAACUGAUACCAGUCUGAAUGGGGCCGUGAUGAAGAUCACAUGCUCCAAGGGGAUCCACUUCCACACCUACGAGCCUCAGUCUGCCUGAGAACGACAGGCAGCUCCAUUGGAAUGCGGUCCGCACCGACGUCCGACAGUUGACGGUACCUCAAGUAGCCUGACGGCGAACAGGGUCAUUCGGGAGGUCGGCCAGUGGCACCCAGUAAACCCUUAAGGGUUAAUGCAGGCCUACGGUGUGAUGUAUUAAUGCAGGCCUACGGUGUGAUGUAUUAAUGCAGGCCUACGGUGUGACGUAUAAAUGCAGGCCUACGGUGUGAUGUAUUAAUGCAGGCCUACGGUGUGACGUAACCAACAUUCCAGUAGUGUGUCUGUUGAUGGGUAUAAAGAUGGGAAGGCAGGGGGGGGGGGUUUAGUUGUCGGUAUUGACACGCCCUGCAGUUGAUUUGACUACUUUGAGAGACAUUUCUGCGGACACAUUGACUGCCAUUAUUGCUUUUUAUAUAUUCUUCUAUGAAUAUGUUAAUUACUUUCUAUGUAUUUAUUGCUUGGACCCCUAUACUUGGAACCAAAAAAGCCAAGUUACUUGUACCUCUUUACUCAGUGAUUUAUGUUUAUUUUUAUUUAUCACCAAGCACUAUAGUGAUCACAUCAUGUAAUACACGGCAUUAUGUUUUUAAAAUCGAAAUCAAUCUGUAGCGAUGCAUGUCAUUACAGCAUGAUUACAUUUAUCAUAGAGUACAUGAAGAGUAUGUGUCGUCUCACAUUAAACUUUGUCUUGUCUACA
This is a messenger RNA of Esox lucius (northern pike), 1732 nucleotides long. It is a transcript of the gene hpgd, whose product is annotated as 15-hydroxyprostaglandin dehydrogenase. Gene Ontology annotation, cellular component: cytoplasm. The record is from RefSeq and is a predicted model, not a curated record. The transcript is spliced from 7 exons. Gene Ontology annotation, molecular function: oxidoreductase activity, acting on the CH-OH group of donors, NAD or NADP as acceptor. Bases 251 to 1036 code for a protein of 261 amino acids. Lineage: Eukaryota; Metazoa; Chordata; Actinopteri; Esociformes; Esocidae.